GCUCCUCGAAGGCUCGAAGAACAAACAAACCCCAAGAUAGCGUCGCCACGCCGCGUCCGCUCCGACGCGGCGGCCCACGUCCCACCAAAUGCCGCGCGCCCACCACCACCCGCCACCACGCCGCGGUCGCCUCCUGCAGCUCGCCGCGGCGGCGUCGGGGCUCCUGCUCCUCGCGCUGCUCGUCCUCCUCCCGGCCGCGCCGCCCGGGGAGCACACCACCGCGCCCGCCUCGCUCCUCCGCGCGGCCGUCGCGGCGCACCCGUCGCCGGCCUCCUACGCGCGGCCCUGCGCCGACCACCUCGCCCUCUCGCUGCACCGCCUCCGCGCCGCGCUAUCCUCCCUGGAGUCCGGCGACGUCCCCGCCGCGCUCCACCUCGCCUCCGGCUCGCUCCAGUGCCAGUACGACUGCUCCCACCUCCUCUCGCUCCCGGCCUUCCGCUCCCACCUCCUCACGUCCCGCUUCCUCGAUUCCCUUGCCCCACAAACCCUAAAUGCUGCCCUGAAACCUCCCUCUUCCGCCCCUGCCGCUGCAUUCCCUGCGAGGAUCCGCCCUGACGCCACAGUCUGCAAACCGAAUUCCGGAGCGGAGCCGUGUGGCUACUCGACCGUGCAAGCCGCGGUGGAUGCAGCGCCGAACUACACCGCCGGGCACUUUGUCAUAGCAGUUGCUGCAGGUACAUACAAGGAAAAUAUCGUGAUUCCUUAUGAGAAGACCAACAUUUUGCUGAUGGGGGAGGGUAUGGGAGCUACUGUUAUCACUGCGUCACGGAGCGUGGGGAUUGAUGGACUGGGAACUCAUGAAACUGCCACGGUGGCUGUGAUUGGCGAUGGUUUCCGCGCGAGAGAUAUAACAUUUGAGAACAGUGCUGGUGCUCGAGCUCAUCAGGCUGUGGCAUUCCGUUCAGAUAGUGAUCGGUCAGUGCUGGAGAAUGUAGAGUUCCGCGGGCAUCAGGAUACACUGUAUGCUCACACAAUGCGUCAGUUCUACCGCAGGUGCCAUAUUACAGGGACAGUGGAUUUUAUAUUUGGGAAUGCCGCAGCUGUGUUUGAGGAAUGUGUGAUUAAGACUGUACCACGGGCCGAGGGAGCUCAGAAGCGUGCACGAAAUGUGGUGGCUGCUAGUGGGAGGAUCGAUCCGGGGCAGACGACAGGGUUUGUGUUUGUGAAUUGCACUGUGGAUGGGAACAAAGAGUUUGUGGAAUUGUUUCGGACAAAGCCACAGUCAUACAGGCUGUAUUUGGGGCGGCCAUGGAAGGAGUAUGCCAGGACGUUGUAUGUCAGCUGUUAUUUGGGGACAGUUGUCAGGCCGGAGGGAUGGCUUCCAUGGCGAGGUGAUUUUGCUCUCAGGACACUCUAUUAUGGAGAAUUUGACAGUCGAGGUCCUGGUGCAAACAACACAGCAAGGGUUGAGUGGAGCAGUCAGACACCAGAACAGCAUGUUAAACACUUUUCAAAGGAGAACUUCAUUCAGGGCCAUCAAUGGAUUGCAUACUGACUACAGUCUAAAUUGUGUUCUUAGAUCAGUGACUUAUUGGCACCUUAACCACAUGAUGUGAAAAAUUUCUGGAACGAUUGCAGGGGUUUGACCUACAGCCGGAGACCGAGAACACCAUUCUUUUGGGAGUCGACUGCUGAUGGGAAAUAUUCUAUGGGCUCAGCCUAUCGGCCUUGGGGGUCAGGCGUUCCAACACCAAACUCAUCUGGCAAGCUGGUGCAGAAAACAAAUGCAAGCUGUUCAUCUAGAUCCUAGUCCAGAACAGGAUCCUAACGGCUGACAAUCUUGCGAUUGGAGGAUGGCCUCACCAUACUUUAUGCCCCCUAUGCACCCUUUCACCCAAAUGGUUUGGACUCAGGUCUCUACCUUUGGAACAGCUAGCGAUUCCAAAGAACACCAUCCCGACAAACUUUGAUAUCAUAUUGGAUUGGUGGGAAGCUGCAGCAAAAUCAGUUCACAAGGAUGAAGGACCUUAGGUGGGGUUUCAACACCAUAGUCAUCUACAUUAUGUAGAAACUGUGGCAAGAGGACAGUCGACAAAUUUUUUUAGAACAAGAGCCUUUCCACUUUAUGGGUGACAGAGAAAACAAAAGUGUGUUUAUUACAGUACAGACGGGCUUUCCAAACCCAGGUGUAGGGGUCACUUUUGGCUAUGUGGAGGGACAUCCUAGGUGGCUCGUUUUCAGAAAAUGAGCUGUGUCCUGCCUUGUUUGGUGAAGUUUAUUGCCUCAUUCUUGUAUUUAAACCCUUUUCUUAUUCAUUGAAAGACAGCUCCUGCCAUUAUGUUUAAAAAAAAACUAGCACAAAAAGAAAGUAUUAGCUGAAUGGAUACUAGCAGUCACCGGUUUAUUCA
Molecule: messenger RNA, 2348 nt
Organism: Sorghum bicolor (sorghum)
Lineage: Eukaryota; Viridiplantae; Streptophyta; Magnoliopsida; Poales; Poaceae
Product: probable pectinesterase/pectinesterase inhibitor 51
Exons: 2
Coding region: 89-1495 (468 amino acids)
Biological process (GO): cell wall modification
Molecular function (GO): pectinesterase inhibitor activity; pectinesterase activity
Source: RefSeq, a predicted model, not a curated record